Molecule: messenger RNA, 2521 nt
Organism: Staurois parvus
Lineage: Eukaryota; Metazoa; Chordata; Amphibia; Anura; Ranidae
Source: the annotation of a GenBank genome assembly
AUGACACCUUUGAUGUCUGAAAAUAUGCUUGACAUAAGCUUUCAGUAAAUGCUGUAUUUAUGCGUCUUUACAUUUUGUUUAUUUCACCCUCCUAUUACAGAAAUUCAUGCCACAGGUUUCAAUUACCAGAAUGAAGAUGAGAAGGUGACCUUGUCUUUUCCAAGCCCCCUACAAAAGGGUACAGGGAUGUUGAAAAUAGAUUUUGUCGGCGAGUUGAAUGAUAAAAUGAAAGGCUUCUAUCGAAGUAAAUACAAUACAGCUUCUGGAGAGGUGCGCUAUGCUGCAGUCACUCAGUUUGAGGCCACAGAUGCACGAAGAGCUUUCCCCUGCUGGGAUGAGCCUGCUAUCAAAGCAACCUUUGAUGUUACUCUCAUUGUCCCGAAGGACAGGGUAGCUUUGUCAAAUAUGAAUCUAACUGAGCGCAAGCCAUACCCUGAUGACAAUAACUUGGUGGAAGUCAAAAUUUGCUCGCACGCCAAUAAUGUCAACCUACCUUUUGGCCUUCGUGGUGGGAGAGUACGACUUUGUGGAAACACGUUCUACAGAUGGAAUCCUGGUCCGUGUUUACACUCCAGUUGGAAAAGCGGAACAGGGAAAGUUUGCUUUGGAGGUUGCUGCUAAAACUCUGCCUUUCUAUAAGGAUUACUUCAAUGUGCCCUACCCACUUCCCAAGAUUGACCUCAUCGCCAUUGCAGACUUUGCAGCUGGAGCCAUGGAAAACUGGGGCCUGGUCACAUACAGGGAGACGGCUCUGCUUAUUGAUCCCAAGAACUCUUGCUCUUCCUCCCGACAGUGGGUGGCACUAGUUGUUGGUCAUGAACUGGCACACCAGUGGUUCGGUAAUCUAGUCACCAUGGAAUGGUGGACCCAUUUAUGGCUGAAUGAAGGCUUUGCUUCCUGGAUUGAAUACCUCUGUGUGGACCACUGCUUCCCAGAAUAUGACAUAUGGACACAGUUUGUCUCUGCGGAUUAUACUCGUGCUCAAGAACUGGAUGCACUGGAUAACAGCCAUCCGAUAGAGGUCUGUGUUGGACACCCCUCUGAAGUGGAUGAAAUAUUUGAUGCCAUAUCAUAUAGCAAAGGUGCAUCAGUGAUCCGUAUGCUCCAUGACUACAUUGGAGAUGAGGAUUUCCGUAGGGGCAUGAACCAAUACCUCACUAAAUUCCAGGAAAAAAAUGCUGCCACAGAGGAUCUAUGGGAAUCUCUAGAGCAGGCCAGUGGGAAGCCAAUCGCUGCUGUUAUGAGCACCUGGACCAAACAGAUGGGUUUCCCCUUAAUAUACGUGGAGUCGGAACAGAAGGAAGACUCCAGGACCUUAACGCUGUCUCAGAAGAAAUUUUGUGCCAGUGGUCCUCACCAUGGUGAGGAGAGUCCUCAGUGGAUGGUACCGAUCAGCAUCUGCACCAGUGAAUCCCCGGCCUCUGCUAAGUUAAGAUUACUUAUGGACAAGCCAGAGAUGACAGUUGUGCUAGAAGGAGUGACCUCAGACCAGUGGGUGAAGUUAAAUCCAGGAACUGUUGGCUUCUAUCGUACCCAGUACAGUCCUUCUAUGCUGGAGAGUUUGCUGCCUGGAAUUAGAGACCUCUCCCUGCAGCCUGUAGACAGGCUUGGGCUUCAGAACGACCUUUUUUUUAUGGCUCGAGCAGGCAUUAUCAGCACGGUUGAAGUUCUAAAAGUCAUGGAGGCCUUUGUGAAUGAGCCCAAUUAUACUGUGUGGAGUGACUUAAGUUGUAAUUUAGGGAUUCUCUCCACGCUGUUAUCUCACACACAGUUUCAUGAGGAAAUUCAAGGCUUCAUCAGAGAUGUUUUUUCACCUAUUGGGCAGCGUUUGGGCUGGGACCCCAAACCAGGGGAGGGACAUCUGGACGCUUUGCUGCGAGGCCUAGUAUUAGGGAAGUUAGGAAAGGCUGGCCAUAAACCUACCCUGGAGGAAGCUCGCCGUAGGUUUAAGGACCAUGUUGAAGGAAAGAACACAUUAAGUGCUGAUCUCCGAAGCCCGGUUUAUGUAACUGUUCUGAAGCAUGGAGACAGCACAACGUUGGAUACGAUGUUAAAGCUCCACAAACAAGCUGACAUGCAAGAAGAAAGAAAUAGGAUUGAGCGGGUUCUAGGAGCCAUUUGUUCCACAGAGUUAAUCCAGAAGGUGCUAAAUUUCUCCCUUUCGGAAGAGGUACGUCCACAAGAUACAGUAUCUGUAAUUGGAGGGGUUGCAGGGGCUAGUAAGCAAGGUAGAAAGGCAGCAUGGACUUUUGUGAAGGAAAACUGGGAAGAACUACAUAACCGGUACCAAGGUGGCUUUCUUAUCUCCCGACUGAUAAAACUUUCCGUGGAUGGUUUUGCAAGUGAAAAAAUGGCUGCAGAAGUUAAGGCAUUUUUUGAAGCUCAUCCAGCGCCCUCUGCAGAGCGAACGGUGCAACAGUGCUGUGAAAAUAUAGUCUUGAAUGCUGCCUGGCUGAAGAGAGAUGGUGAUGCCAUGCACCAGUAUCUACUGCUGCGCAAGUCGCCUUCAUCUGCUGUGUGA